UUCCAACAUAGACAUAUUACACGCAAACAUUGGAGACGAGGAAUGUGCUCGGUACAGACAUUGUAUGGACAUGAGCAUGGAGUAUGGGGCGUGCAGUUCCAAGGCGAUACAUUGGUCAGUGGCUCAGAGGAGGGCGUGAUGAAGGUGUGGGACAUCAAUGAAGGCCAAUGUACACAUACACUGGAGGGUCACAGCAAUGUGAUCAAUUCAUUCCAUUUCGAGAACGAUCAUAUUGUGAGUGGCAGCGAUGAUUCCACUCUCAAGAUGUGGAAUGCUCGUACUGGACAGUGCACCAACACCUUCCGUGGACAUGAUGGCUCGAUCUGGAUGCUAGAGUUUAAGAACAACUUCCUGGUUAGUGGUGGCGACGACCGCACGAUCCGACUGUGGGACAUGAACACUGGCGACCAGCUGUCAGUACUACAGGGCCACAUGGGCAGGAUCUACUACCUACAAAUCGGCACCGACUUCAUUGUGAGUGGCUCACAGGACAAGACAUGCAAGCUGUGGGACAUUAGAUCUGGACAGGUUGUCCAGUCGAUGAGCUCGGACUCGGCAGUCCAUUGUCUACAGAUGGGCGACGAGUCGUCGGCAGGAUGGUCGGUGGCCAGUGGACAUAACAAUGGCAACAUUAACCUUUGGAACAUUAGGACCGGCACACUGCAGGCAGCCUUGUCUAACCCGCUAAGCUGUCCUGUAUGGCAUAUACAAUAUCGCAAGAACUAUUUAUACACAUCAAACUUCAACAAUCUACAUUCAUGGGACUUGAACACAGCCGAGUUGCAAGCGCCAUCCUCCACGCCAUUGGUACACUCAAGAGUGUUCAAAGGACAUACCAAGACAGUUAAGCACUUCCAGGUCGGUGACAAUAGAUUGGUCAGUGGUGGAAUGGACAACAUGAUCAAAGUAUGGGACUUGGAGAGUCCAGGCGGAUCAUACCUCUACACCCUCGCCGGACACACUGGCAGCGUCGACUGGCUCGAGUUCAAAAAUGACAAACUGGUCAGUUGCUCAUCAGACAAUACCAUCCGAGUAUGGGAUUACGAU
Messenger RNA from Acytostelium subglobosum LB1, 1047 nucleotides. RefSeq lists its product as hypothetical. The record is from RefSeq and is a predicted model, not a curated record. The annotation marks the transcript as partial. Gene Ontology annotation, molecular function: protein binding. The transcript has a single exon. NCBI's taxonomy places the organism in Eukaryota, Evosea, Eumycetozoa, Acytosteliales, Acytosteliaceae.